CUACGCCUCGCGCCGCCAGGAGGUGCUCGACGCCGCCGCCACCGUAUUUGCAGACGCGGCCGACGAGUACGCGUCGCUGGGCGCCGUGAAGGCGCGGCUGGAGGGCUUCAAGGCGCGGCUCCCUGGGGAGUACUCUAGCGCCUACGUCGGGGACAGCGCGCCGGCGCUGUUUGCGCCUUUUGUGCGGCUGGAGCUGCUGAGAUGGGACCCCCUGUAUGGCGGCGAUGCAG
Messenger RNA from Monoraphidium neglectum, 230 nucleotides. RefSeq lists its product as hypothetical. The record is from RefSeq and is a predicted model, not a curated record. Gene Ontology annotation, molecular function: DNA binding. Lineage: Eukaryota; Viridiplantae; Chlorophyta; Chlorophyceae; Sphaeropleales; Selenastraceae. Gene Ontology annotation, biological process: mRNA splicing, via spliceosome. The annotation marks the transcript as partial. Gene Ontology annotation, cellular component: nucleus. The transcript has a single exon.